GAGAAUUGCAAACAUGGCAUAUAAAGAUAACUUAUUUCAAUAGAAAUUUUAUGACUACAUUUCCAUAAAUGUUUUUCUCGCGCACCAGCACCAACACCCCAGCAUGCAAAAUAAGCAACAGCAUAUUAAGUAGUAAUGUAGUAUGACUGUUUCAAGCGGCUCCAUUUAAUUGAAGAAUGCAAUGAUUACAUCAAUUCAAAUGAAGUGCCAUCUUCAGCUGCACAGAUAAAUAAAUGGAAUUUUAACAAGUAGGACACAUUAAUAUAAUUUUUCUUAAAUAUUUUAACAGAGCAAGAAGAUGGAAGAAAUCCACGUUCUUGCUAUUGUAGCUAAGAAUAGACUACAACUUCUAAGAAUCACAUAGAGCAUAGUGAGGAUUAUAGGGUUGUAAUUCAUUUCUAAUUCAUUUAUCUCUUUAUCAACUACUAAAUCUAAGACUAGAAGACUGUGUCUAUUUUGAAUAAAGGACAAGAGUGAGUUGACAGCUCAUGGCUAGGUAUGGUCAUAAAUAUUAUCAUAUGUACCCCUUUUCCCCUGGUGGGAAAUAAGACAUUAGGAGUAGUCAAUUGGAUAUAAGUAACUCUAUAAAAGAGGCAGAGUAGGGGUAGACUUUAAAUCAUAAUGUUAAUUACCAGUUAAAGGAGCAAGAUGCUAAGAAACCAAAGAUGCUAAUACAGUGGAAAUUUUAUUUUGGGGCACUAUGAGGGAAUGUUUAUAAACAAUAUUGUUAUGUUGUAUAAAAAUAAAAUUCAAGAAUUUCAAAAAUAUAUAUAUAUAUACAAUGGGCUUCUUUUCAGUUUCCGUCUACCAAAUCCACUCACAAGGCUUUGGUUGGCCCGAGGAUAUAGUGGAAGAUACUUGCCCAAAGUACCACACAGUGGGACUGAACCCAGAACCAUGUGUUUGGGAAGUAAGCUUCUUACCACAUAGCCACUCCUGUGCCUAUUAUGUUAAAGUUUUUGUUAUUUUGGAAGGAAGAACACAAACAUAGGUGCUGAGCCAGUGACUAAACUUGUAUUAUUUUGUUGAGAUUACUCCAAUGAAUUGACACCAAGGUAGUUGCUUCUAUCAGAAUCAUUUACCUUUAAAGUGAAAAAACAAAACCGACAUAUACGACAGAACAUGGCUGGAGAGAAUGUUAAAUUUUUGUACACGGUUAAUAAUAACCAGUUACUGACUUCACAACAACGUUUUUUCUAUGACGUUAAUGGUUUUCUUGUGAUAAAGAAUCUGGUAUCUAAGGAAAAUAUUUCACAGUAUCUAGAAAGAUUCAAGCAGUUGUGUACUGGAGAAGCUCCUACACAUGGUAUGGACAUUAUGAAAGAUAUUGCUGCUGACAGAUCAGAAUAUGUUCCUGAGAAGAAAGCUAUUGCAAAACUACAAGGUUUCCAAGACGAUGAAGUCUUAUUUCAAUAUUGCUGCCUGCCAGAGAUUUUAAAAUACAUUGAGUCAAUUAUUGGCUCUAACAUAAUGGCAAUGCACACCAUGUUUAUCAAUAAACCACCUGAUUCAGGUUUAAAAACAACAAGACAUCCAAUGCACCAAGAUUUGCAUUAUUUCCCAUUCAGACCACCUGAGAAAAUUGUUUGCUCAUGGACACCACUCAUAAAGGUGAACAGAGAGAAUGGAUGCUUAGUUGUUAUUCCAGGCUCCCACAAACGGCUUUUGCAACCCCAUGGAUAUCCUAAUUGGGAGAAUGGUGUGAACAAAAUGUACCAUGGUAUUUUGAACUAUACUGUAGAAAAUAACAAAAUACACUUGGAUAUGGAACCAGGGGACACUGUGUUCUUUCAUCCAUUACUCUUCCAUGGGUCUGGACAGAACAGAACAAGUCAUUUUAGAAAGUCAAUCAGUUGCCAUUUCGCCAACUCCUGCUGCUACUAUAUAGAUGUCAAAGGUACAACACAUGAGAAUAUUGCAAAAGAGAUAACUGAUGUUGCCAGGCAAAAAAUUACAAAAUUGUUUGGUGAACAAGAUGCACAAGACAAGGAAGUCUCAAUACAGGAAACUUGGCAGAUAAGAGGUCGGCUGGUGAAAGGAAUAGAAGCCAAUUUAUAACUGAAUUAAUGAAGUUGACAUUUUGUGAUUUUUUGAAAUAUUCUUUAGAGAAUACUAACAAAUAAUUUUAAUAAAAGUUAAUUUUUGUUUUGUUGACCUAAACUAAAAAAAAAUUUUGAUUAUUGAAAUAUUCGAUAUUUUAUAAAGGUGCUACUUGUGAUCCACCACAGCAUCCAUAGUGUACACUGUCAAGUGACCAAAUUUGGGUUAGGAAUAGGGUUAAGGAUAGGGUUAAAGUUAGGGUUGGCUUUAAGGUUUGGGUUCAAGUUAAGGUUAGGGUUUAAUUACAUGCUAAAAUGUAAACAGCCAGGCAGACUACACACUAAAGUGGCACCUAGUAUUUUGAUUUUGAAGUUAUAGCUAUGUUUGUAUUAUUUUUUUUUUACAAUUUGAUUUUUAAAAAUAGUAAUUGUUUAACUAACAAUUAGUUAUAUAAAGUUCUCACUGAAAAAUUAAAGAUGAUUUAUUUUGUUGAAUUGUGAAAUAAAAGGUGGAGGGGAAGAGUGUUUAUUUGUGAAUUGAUGGUAAAUAUUCUAUUGAAUAAAUAACCAGAAGUUUAAUCUUUUAUCAUUCACAUUAUUCUGUUAAAAGUAAUGCUUAUUUAUUCACAUUGCUUUGAAUUAAUCAUGCAUUAUUUUGUAACUGUGAGAUUUUGUAUGAGGCAACUGUUAAUUUUUAGAAUGAUAUUGUAAGGUUGGUAAGCCAUAUCUGACCAGUUUGAACAUAAAACAGAUAGAAUAUUUUGGUUAGAUAUGGCCAGUUUGAAUGCUAAAGAGUUAAGUAUUCUAAUUAAUCUCUAAAACACCCACCAGCAUGAUUAACCCCAUGACAACAGUUUGCACUGACAGUAAUCAUCAUGACGGCCAAGAUCAGCAAUUAGCACACGACAAAGGUUCAGUGUAUAUUUACGUUAACCACUUUAAAGCAUGCAUUGUUUAUUUAUGUAAACUGUCAUCACUGGGUAGAACACUCAUGCGGUAUUACUGUGAAAAUAAGAUUACUCAAUAGCGUGAGAAGAAUUUGCUGAAUGUGUACAAAUUUGAUGGGAAGUCAUAGUGGAAAUGGUGGUGCAACCACCAAAAUUGCUGCUUUUAUACUAUUAUGGUGAUGAAGUCUCGAACCGAGUUGGAAAUAUUUACAUGAAGAGCCUAACAAACCUAUCAGAUUCCUUGAAAUUUGCAUGGUGGCCUCUAUUAUAGAUUCCAUGAGUGAUAGCUGAUAUUUAUAUCAACCAGUAUACAAACAGGUACAAAACUGCAGCAGAUAUGGCUGUGUAUAUUUUCGUCAUCUGAUUCAAAGUGAGUACACAGCGCACGUAAACACAGUAUCAACUGAUAUUAUAGGGUUAAAUACAAAACACACUGAUAUUUUUAAUACAGAUUACUUUUGUAUUUUGUUGUUUGGUAAUAGUUUUAUAAAUUUUUGUUAUAGCUUUUUAAGUUAGUGAUUAAAAUGCUAUCAAAAUAAUUUGGGAAAUAAAUCAUUGAGUUCCAUGUAAUUGAUAAUGUUUAUUUCAUUGAUUAUCUGAGAAUAUUAUUGAAUAUAUGUACAUGUUGAAUACAUAUUUUAUACAAUUUUGUACCUUAGACUUCAUAUUUCUUGCUAAUAGAAUCAUUAUACUUCAUUGAUACAGCAUUUCCAGAAUUGUCUCCCAUACAUCGUGACCAACUAUAGGUGUAAUGGUAUAUAAAUAAAUGUAUUCAGACUAAUAAUCUUA
Messenger RNA from Octopus bimaculoides (California two-spot octopus), 3775 nucleotides. RefSeq names its product phytanoyl-CoA dioxygenase, peroxisomal. NCBI's taxonomy places the organism in Eukaryota, Metazoa, Mollusca, Cephalopoda, Octopoda, Octopodidae. The record is from RefSeq and is a predicted model, not a curated record. Gene Ontology annotation, molecular function: phytanoyl-CoA dioxygenase activity. Gene Ontology annotation, biological process: fatty acid alpha-oxidation.